Hibiscus syriacus is the source of this 1227-nucleotide messenger RNA. Its product is annotated as transcription factor TCP8-like. Gene Ontology annotation, cellular component: nucleus. Gene Ontology annotation, molecular function: DNA-binding transcription factor activity; sequence-specific DNA binding. The record is from RefSeq and is a predicted model, not a curated record. The coding region runs from base 1 to 1227 and encodes 408 amino acids. NCBI's taxonomy places the organism in Eukaryota, Viridiplantae, Streptophyta, Magnoliopsida, Malvales, Malvaceae. The transcript is spliced from 2 exons.
AUGGAAAAACUCGAGGAGAACAUGACAAGACUUCUAAAGGAACUGGAGGACAAGAUGGCUCAGAACAAUCAACGUACCAUGGAGUCCAUAAAGAAAAGCACGGAGUCCCUAGCCGACCAGAUCGUGGCUAAGUUAUCUGGUUUACAACAACAGACAAGUGCAUCCGGAGAAGCUGCAUCUGAGGGGAUAACCAUACCACCGACCCCACAAGUGGUUGCCUCAUCUGGGACCUUACCCGGACUGCAAGGUGACUCAUUUGUCGCUAGAGGGAAAGCUGUAUCAGCGGCAAAUUUACAGACUUCUGCGCUCGUUGAUGUCUCCCUUGCUAUUGCCACUGGAUCUACGACGACGACGACGACGAGCACCAUCAUAGCGAAUCCGCCGGUGAAACGUUCCACCAAGGACCGGCAUACCAAAGUUGACGGUCGGGGGCGGCGUAUACGAAUGCCUGCGGCCUGUGCGGCUAGAGUUUUUCAACUGACUAGAGAGUUAGGUCAUAAAUCGGAUGGCGAAACGAUUGAGUGGCUUUUACCACAGGCUGAACCGGCUAUCAUAGAAGCCACCGGGACUGGUACAAUACCGGCGAAUUUUUCGACGCUUAACGUUUCGUUAAGGAGGGAUGGCUCGACGCUUUCGGCUCCGCCGUCGAAGUCGGCUCCUCACUUGUUCCAUGGCGCUUUAGCUUUAGCUUCAGCUUCUCAUGAAUCUCAUCAUAAUUCAUAUGGAGAAGGUUUGGCUCAUAGUGCUUCGUUGGGUUAUCACCACCAUCAUCAGCAGAUUUUAACGGCAUAUCAAAUGGCCGACACUUUACCCGGAGGUGGUGCUGAUGGUGGUGGAGGCGGCGGAGAUAGUGGGAAUUCUUCAAGUGAGAAUUAUAUAAAGAGACGUUUUAGAGAGGACUUGUUUAAGGAAGAUAACCAGCCACGAGGCGAAACUGGUAGCAGCCUCGGAAACGGUGACGGUGACCGUAACGGAAUGUCAACUAAGCCUUUUAAAAGAGGUUUAAGUACUCAAUUGCCUGAACCACCGUCAAACAUCUUGCCCGCCACUGCCAUGUGGGCAGUUGCACCAGCUCCCGCUACUGGAACUACGCACGAUUUGGAUGCUUCCUGUCACCAGCAGUUCCGCAGCAUCCGGGGCCGGACCAUCCGAGCCCUAGAUGUGGACUUUCGGAACAACAAGUGGGAAUACAUUGCAAGCACCUUUACAUUUCGUACCCAGAUUUAA